UUAUCGCGCCACUGGUUUCAACUCUCCCGGGUGCGGUCAUGCUGCAGGGCAGCAUGGUUGGGUUCCUCCGGCUGCUGAGAUCAACCAUGGAAGUGCCGCCCAAGCGCCUGUCUCCUACCCAAGCGGGCUGGCUCGAGCGCUCCUUCGUCGCUGAAUCGGCAGGCGGCGAUGUGGAUUAUUUCGCCCUGAGCAGCGCCGGUGGGGACUCUGCCAACCGCGCGCGGCCCCGAUGCUUUUUGCCGCCUCCGGGCAGAAGCUAUUCUUUUGGCAUCCCCGCGGCGCCAGCCCCGCGGGAGCGCGUCAGAGCGGCCAGGCUGCACAGAGCUGUGCAGUGCCGACUCAAGCGGGCGCCUUGGGGGGCUCGGGGCAGAGUCCUGCCGCUCCUCACUUACAGCCCUCACGGAGCAGUGCUGGAGAAAGGCUUCCUAGUUCAGGACGAGCAGGGGCUGCCGGAGACCCAGGCCUUCUUGGAACAGCUGCUGAGCUUCCUGCUCCCAGCGCCAGCCCACCUUUCUGUGUACGAGGAGGCCAAAAGCGGCGGGCUCUGCUGUGCCUUGUGGCGCCUUAAGGGGGCAGGACAGGAUAAAGAGCUGCUUAGUAGAGCACAGGUCGUGGCCGCUGAAGAACCGGAAUUCCAUCCUGCCGUUGCUCACCUUCUCGGCAAUACCGUGUUCAGAUCCUGGGAAGCUGCCCGCGAAGUGCUAGAGGAAUGCACUUCAAUAAUUCCUGAAGCCGGAUUGAUUCUAGAACUUGUGGAUAAGUGUCCUAAGCAUCCAAAGAAAGGGAAUUUUCCCGUAAUAGUUAUUGAAGGGCUGGAUGCAACGGGCAAAACAACAGUAACUCAUCUUUUGAAAGAUUCACUGAAUGCUGUGCUCUUGAGGACUCCUCCAUCUUGUGUUAGCCAGUGGCGGAAGAUUUUUGAUGAUGAACCACCACUCAUACGGAGAGCAUUCUAUGCACUGACUAACUACAUUGUGGCUUCUGAAAUAGCUCACGAAUCCGCUAAGUCACUGGUGAUUGUAGACAGAUACUGGCAUAGCACUGCAGCAUAUGCAAUUGCAGCGGAAAUACCUGGGAAAGUGCAGAAUCUCCCUCCAUCUCAUCAUCUGGUGUAUCACUGGCCUGAUGACCUUCUGAGCCCAGACAUUGUCUUGCUGUUAACUGUUAGUCCUGAAGAAAGAGUCCGGAGGUUACAGGGACGUGGGAUGGAGAAGACAAAAGAAGAGGUUGAGUUGGCAGCAAAUGAUUCCUUCCGUCUAAAAGUUGAAGAGUCUUACAGAAGAAUGAAAAAUCCAACAUGUCAAAUCCUUGAUGCCAGUCCUUCUAAAGAAGAUGUGGCUAAAGCUGCUCUACAUCUGAUUAAAAGUCAGUGCCGUUUUCUAUAGC
Candoia aspera is the source of this 1386-nucleotide messenger RNA. RefSeq names its product cytidine/uridine monophosphate kinase 2 (gene CMPK2). Gene Ontology annotation, molecular function: ATP binding; nucleoside diphosphate kinase activity; dTMP kinase activity. The coding region runs from base 39 to 1385 and encodes 448 amino acids. Lineage: Eukaryota; Metazoa; Chordata; Lepidosauria; Squamata; Candoiidae. The transcript has 5 exons. Gene Ontology annotation, biological process: dUDP biosynthetic process; dTDP biosynthetic process; dTTP biosynthetic process. The record is from RefSeq and is a predicted model, not a curated record. Gene Ontology annotation, cellular component: cytoplasm; mitochondrion.